CUCGGAAGAAUUUUCCAGUGGCCUUCCUUUUCCCCCACCCGCCCACUUUAGAGCAACCUAGGUCUCUCUUCGUCUCUUUCACUUCCAUCUGUGACUUCACUCACUCAUUAUCAACGAUGCCUGCUGAAUACAUCCUUACCAAGGAGGCUCCACCUCCUCUCCCAGUUUACUCCCAAGCAGUCCGCGCUGGAAACUAUGUCUACACCAGCGGAUCAGUGGGCAUGACCAAGGACAAGCAGAUGGUCGAGGGCACCGUGCAAGACCGAACCCGUCAGGUCAUCAAUAACCUCGAGGAAGUUCUCAAGGCUGCCGGUAUGACCCUCAAGAACGUGGUCAAGGCCAACAUUUACCUCUCUAAGCUCUCUGAAGACUUCGAGUCGAUGAACGAGGUUUACGAAAAAAUGAUGCCUGACCCCAAACCUGCUCGAACUUGCGUUGGUGUUGCUCAGCUGCCCGCUGGUGGGACAGACGUCGAGAUAGAGUUCGUCGCCUACGACGGCUAAAUGUACAGAUGACAAGGUCAGAAUGCUAGAAAAU
Molecule: messenger RNA, 537 nt
Organism: Kockovaella imperatae
Lineage: Eukaryota; Fungi; Basidiomycota; Tremellomycetes; Tremellales; Cuniculitremaceae
Product: putative Brt1
Exons: 5
Coding region: 117-503 (128 amino acids)
Cellular component (GO): cytosol; mitochondrion
Molecular function (GO): deaminase activity
Source: RefSeq, a predicted model, not a curated record